AAACUUAUUAAAUAGAAAUGGGCUCAUGUACAACAUUUUCCAAAGUUUUCAUCUUCCUCGUGAACUUCCUCUUUUGGCUGAUUGCGGGAGUGCUGCUUUGCAUCUGCACGUUUUCAGUUUUACAAUAUUUCUCUACGAAAUGCGAAUUCGCUAACUUCUAUCUGCUGAUACCUCUCGGCAUACUUGGAGUUGUUGGAGUUCUUCUCUUCCUGAAUUCCUUUAUUGGAUGCUGUGGGGCAGUCCGGGAAAGCAAAUGCUGUCUCUCCAUUUUCUUCACACUUACGUUCUGCAUCUUGUGCUUGGAGGUGUCAGCAGCCGUGCUCACCUUCAUAUUUCAACAGACGAUCACUGACACGAUAACAAAUGAUUGGAAAGGCACCAUCGAAACCUAUGCACCAAACUCAGAGUGUUCUGAGAUCAUGGACAGAAUCCAGUCAAACUUGACUUGUUGUGGCUGCGACAGUUAUUUGGACUGGUCAGAUGACAGCACUGUUUGGUCUUCGAGUCACAAGGAUGAGUUGCCGUGGUCCUGUUGUGCGGAGGAAGAGCAAAAGACCUCUGAUAACUUCACAUUCUGCCCCAUGCCGUCUGAUUCUUCGACCGAUUCACCCAUUCCCAAGCAUCUGCAGGGCUGCUGCAGUCAAGUGAAGGAUUUCACUGAGGACAAUGUGAUCAUAUUUGCAGCUGCUGCACUCUCCAUCGCCCUCCUACAGGGCUUCGUGAUUCUGAUGGCAUGUGGGCUGAUGUGCAGAAGAAAGGAGCAGCUGUACAUCCACCUGGACGCAGACAUGAGUCAGCCAAGCACUCCCUCCAUUUCCAAUCUGUGAACACAAACAGAAACAACAGAACGAUACUAAAUAUAUGAAUAAAUGUGAUGACAAUUGGUGCGCGAAGGCACAAAUCUACAAUGACUCCACGAUCCUAAUUUUAAACUCACAUCAAGAACGAGAUGCUGUCUUCAAUAGCAAGGUUUUGGUGUGUUUUAAGGUGCUAGGGUCUGCACAUUCUUUUUUUUACAAACAAACUAACAACAACACUGCGAAAUUAUUGAGACUGAAAUUUAGGUGAAGCUUGAUAAGAAAAUACUCAGCUGCGUGUAAGAAUCAUUGCUAUUUAGAUAGAUUAAUAAUGUCGUGUGUCAGAUUAGGUUACUAAUGUAGUUCUUUGAUAGUCGUCGAUGCUUCAGUUUCUGUGCUCAUCUUGACAUGAAAUUGUACGUUCUAGUUUGAGUCAUACAUUAUUGGUCAUUGUCAUGACCUCAUUUAGAUAAACAAAUUUAUUUUCUUGCUAUGUAUUAUUUGGUUCUGAUGAGGUUAAAUCUGCAUAAGACGGGCGUUUAAACCGAUUUUAUUAUCUUAACCAUUCUAUUUUCAUGGCAUAAUAAUUUCACCCCAUAUGUUGCAUGACCGAAUUGAUAUGUGUCUUAACUGUUGUAACAGCUACCCUCGCCUUCAAAGCAACCCCUUAAUCCGUAAUAACAACUUGAAUAAGACGUAAUAUCAUUUUUGGGCACUACUUUAAAAUCCAUUUCUUGCUUUUACUUAAGUUAGUGAUGUCUUUAAUAAAUAAAAUGUGAAAGAAGAUUUCUUGUUAAAAAGACUGGCAUCACUAAUUUUUUGAUUAGGUUUUAAUUUACUUUAAUGCUUCAGUGGUUAUUUGCAAAUAAAGGAUAAUGGAUUAAAGUAUAUGUAAAUCAAAAUCAUUUUUCUUGGAGCCAUUUUUAAGCUUACACCAUCUGUGUCUCUGUCUGAAGUAGAUUUUAGUGUCACUUUUUCUGGGAUCUAUUUCAUAGUUUCAAAACAAGAUCAAUUAUUUUUGUAAUUUGUGCAUAUUUAUCGAGGCUGCUUUUCAUUAAAAAAUAUGUAUUCAUGAUGAUGCUUUGGAAUCAAACAGUGUCGUAUGUGCAUGUGUAUUUGAAUUAGAUUUAGUAUUUGAACUCAUAAAAAACGGUCGGCAGAACAAAAUCAUUCAAGUGGUUUAUAUGUUAAUUGUUACUACGAAGUUUAACCUUCUGAAUGCUUUGGCCGGGUUUAUUGAUGGAUCGACUGUAACAACAAGAAUGCUUGAGCCUUUUUUUUACUAUACGGCCCAAAAUUCGUCUUUUUGAUACUUUGUAAAUUGGACCAUAAUGCUGGAAUCUGAUUUGUUUAAAUUUGGCCGCAUAGAAUUAAACACCCGACUGUUUUUUCGUAAUAUAAGAGUUAUUUAAAUGAAAAAGGUUGGAGUACAUUUCAAAUUGUGUAGUUUAAAGCAUCCAAUUUAAUCCAGUCCAACCUCAAAAUGGUCUGAUUUUAGUUCUAUUCCCAUUGCUAGUUAAUUGAAUUAACUCUUCUCUUAUUC
This is a messenger RNA of Symsagittifera roscoffensis, 2340 nucleotides long. RefSeq names its product CD63 antigen-like. The transcript is spliced from 8 exons. Gene Ontology annotation, cellular component: plasma membrane. NCBI's taxonomy places the organism in Eukaryota, Metazoa, Xenacoelomorpha, Acoela, Convolutidae. The record is from RefSeq and is a predicted model, not a curated record. Bases 18 to 827 code for a protein of 269 amino acids.